CGAGGCGGCAGCAGAGGCUGAGGAGCGGGGCCGGGGCCAGCGGACUGGCGGCGGUCUGAGCGAGCGGCGGCGACCCGAGGGACUCUAGAGGAAGACUUCCUUUUGGUGAUUAAUCAGUGCAAGUGAAAUUAAGGAACAAUGGAUGUAGAAAAUGAACAGGUACUGAAUGUAACCCCUACAGAUCCUGAUAAUUUAAGUGACUCUCUUUUUUCUGGUGAUGAAGAAAACGUGGGGACUGAGGAAAUAAAGAACGAAAUAAAUGGAAAUUGGAUUUCAGCAUCCUCCAUUAACGAAGCUAGAAUUAAUGCCAAGGCAAAACGUAGACUGAGGAAAAACUCAUCCCGGGACUCUGGCAGAGGUGACUCCGUCAGUGACAAUGGAAGCGAAGCCCUGAGAAGUGGGGUAGCUGUGCCAACCAGUCCAAAGGGGAAGUUGCUUGAUAGGCGGUCCAGAUCGGGGAAAGGACGGGGCCUGCCGAAGAAAGGUGGUGCAGGAGGUAAAGGUGUGUGGGGUACACCUGGACAAGUGUAUGACGUGGAGGAAGUGGACGUGAAAGAUCCUAACUAUGAUGAUGACCAGGAGAACUGUGUUUAUGAAACUGUAGUUCUGCCUUUGGAUGAAAGGGCAUUUGAGAAGACUUUGACACCAAUCAUACAGGAAUAUUUUGAGCAUGGCGAUACUAAUGAAGUUGCGGAAAUGCUCCGAGAUUUAAAUCUUGGUGAAAUGAAAAGUGGAGUACCAGUGUUGGCGGUAUCCUUGGCAUUGGAAGGGAAGGCUAGUCAUAGAGAAAUGACGUCGAAGUUGCUUUCUGACCUUUGUGGGACAGUAAUGAGCACAAAUGAUGUAGAAAAGUCAUUUGAUAAAUUGUUAAAAGAUCUACCAGAACUAGCCUUGGACACCCCUAGAGCACCACAGUUGGUUGGCCAGUUUAUUGCUAGAGCUGUUGGAGAUGGAAUUUUAUGUAAUACCUAUAUUGAUAGUUACAAAGGAACUGUAGAUUGUGUACAGGCUAGAGUUGCUCUGGACAAAGCGACUGUGCUCCUGAGUAUGUCUAAAGGUGGAAAGCGUAAAGACAGUGUCUGGGGCUCUGGAGGUGGGCAGCAGCCUGUCAAUCACCUUGUUAAAGAGAUUGAUAUGCUGCUGAAAGAAUAUAUACUAUCUGGAGAUAUAGCCGAAGCUGAACAUUGCCUUAAGGAAUUGGAAGUUCCUCAUUUUCAUCAUGAGCUUGUAUAUGAAGCUAUUGUAAUGGCUUUAGAGUCAACUGGAGAAAGUACCUUUAGAAUGAUCUUGGAUUUAUUGAAAUCCCUUUGGAAAUCCUCUACCAUUACUGUAGACCAAAUGAAAAGGGGUUAUGAGAGAAUUUACAGUGAAAUUCCAGAUAUUAAUCUGGAUGUCCCACAUUCCUAUUCUGUGCUUGAGCGAUUUGUAGAAGAAUGUUUCCAAGCUGGAAUAAUUUCCAAACAACUCAGAGAUCUUUGUCCUUCAAGGGGCAGAAAGCGUUUUGUAAGUGAAGGAGAUGGAGGUCGUCUAAAACCAGAGAGCUACUGAAUAUUCUUAACAGUCCAAGAUGUUAUAAAAAUAUAUACCUGAAUUAUAAGAGCUGUUAGCAGUUUUUUUUUAAGCAUUUGUUUUGGGUACAAGGCAUAUCUGAAAUUUUAUAAACCUACAUUUAAGGGUAAUUUUUAAAGAAUUUUUUUAAGGGUAUAAAAGAUGAACAGAAAAGUAACCACUUAAGUGGAAUAUUCUAAUAAGCUACUUUUUUAAAGUGCCAUGUUUAGGACCUAAUCAUUCCAAGUUUUGCAUUGAUGUCUGACUGCCACUCCUUUCUUUCAAGGACAGUGUUUUUGUAGUGAAAUCACUGGUUUAUACAAAGCUUUAUUUAGGGGGUAAAGUUAAGCUGCUAAAAUACCCCAUGUUGGCUGCUGUUGUUGAAAAUACUGUGCUUUGGGAGUUUAAAAAACACACACAAAAAAGGUUAUUUCUUUGUCUUAAAAGAUUUUAAGGAAAUGAGUUAGUCAUCUUUCCAGGGGACAUGUUGAUUGGUCUUAAAGACUGGACAGUUCAGUAAACGGUGGCUGGAACAUCUAUUUUUGUACAAAACUGGAAAAGUGAACCUGGUUUUAGAAGAAUGUAUGACAAAAUAAAACAUGUGAAGCAGUGUU
This is a messenger RNA of Echinops telfairi (small Madagascar hedgehog), 2162 nucleotides long. RefSeq names its product programmed cell death 4 (gene PDCD4). Gene Ontology annotation, biological process: negative regulation of DNA-templated transcription. The transcript is spliced from 12 exons. NCBI's taxonomy places the organism in Eukaryota, Metazoa, Chordata, Mammalia, Afrosoricida, Tenrecidae. The record is from RefSeq and is a predicted model, not a curated record. The coding region runs from base 139 to 1548 and encodes 469 amino acids. Gene Ontology annotation, cellular component: nucleus; cytosol.